Baudoinia panamericana UAMH 10762 is the source of this 1427-nucleotide messenger RNA. RefSeq lists its product as uncharacterized. NCBI's taxonomy places the organism in Eukaryota, Fungi, Ascomycota, Dothideomycetes, Mycosphaerellales, Teratosphaeriaceae. The coding region runs from base 127 to 1128 and encodes 333 amino acids. The record is from RefSeq and is a predicted model, not a curated record. The transcript has 2 exons. Gene Ontology annotation, biological process: transmembrane transport. Gene Ontology annotation, molecular function: transmembrane transporter activity.
AGACCAUCGGAUAGUGAGACUUCGGAGUUAGACCCAUCUCUGACAAGGUGUACACACUGAUUGCUUGUGGUCCAUCUGCCUUCACAGCAUGCACGUGCAGAGGUUGGAUCUUCGUCGAGCACUUAGAUGUCAGGUACGGUAAGGCCUACCGCCGCCUCAACCAGCAGCAGCAUUGUGGAAAGCGAAAAUGUACCAUUGAUUCCGCCGAAAUCUACUCAAGGCGGCAGUUACAAAGGGUUUGUCGCCGGUGUCUUCUCUGGCAUUGCGAAAUUGAGCGUUGGGCACCCAUUCGACACGAUCAAGGUCCGCCUGCAAACAGCUCCCAGAUCACAGUUCCGAGGACCACUCGACUGUGUCCUGCAGACAGUCCGCUAUGAAGGCAUCGUUGGCUUCUACAAGGGCGCAACGCCACCACUCCUUGGCUGGAUGUGUAUGGACUCACUCAUGCUCGGCUCACUGACCCUCUAUCGUCGUCUACUGAACGAGCAGGUCUUUCAACCAUUACGUGCGCGUCCAACUAGUUCCCACGGUGGGACAUCAGACGACGAGAGCAAGCGGCUACCCACAGUUGGCCACGGCAUUGCCGGCAUGUUCGCAGGCUGGACCGUUUCGUUCAUCGCUGCGCCUGUGGAGCACGUCAAAGCCCGUCUUCAGAUACAAUAUCAAGCAUCAAAGCAUGACCGUCUAUACUCCGGUCCCGUCGACUGCACGAAGAGGCUGCUAAAAGCGCAUGGCGUGCAGGGUCUUUGGCAUGGCUUGAGCGCUACGCUGCUGUUUCGUACCUUCUUCUUCUUCUGGUGGGGUAGUUACGACGUGUUCACGCGAUGGUUUCAGCAGCACACCACGAUGAGCACACCAGCGAUCAACUUCUGGGCAGGUGGGCUGAGCGCACAAAUCUUCUGGCUGACUUCCUACCCUUCGGACGUCGUGAAGCAACGUAUAAUGACCGACUCGCUUGACCCAGGUCGGCGGAAGUACGCAAGAUGGCGGGAUGCUGCGCAAGCAGUGUGGAGGGAAGGCGGAGUGAAAGGGUUCUGGAGAGGCUUUCUGCCAUGUUUCCUGCGAGCAUUUCCAGCGAAUGGAGCGGCACUGGUAGCAUUCGAGGGUGUCAUGAGGUCGCUUGAUUAAGUCAGCGCCUCUUUCUAUUCUAUUGCAGUCAUAAUCUGCUUGAGCGCCGUGAAAUCAUGACAGGUCCGGCUCCUUGAUCUGGUUGGCAAGCUGACCGUACGUUUGCACCACAUCGUCGCAGAAUGCCUCCCAAUCGGAUCUGAAGAUCGACAUUGCGCGCUCCUUCUCUUGGAUGUUAAGGCAGCUGUGUUCAAUGCUCCAAUGAGCAAGCUGCUUCCAGCCGUGGAUGGUCAUGCGGGUGUCUCCAACCAUGACUUGGUAGAAUUCGUAGGAUAGCGAUGAACUGUCUGUGGUGGCUC